AAUUGGAAUUCGAUCAGACAAUUCCUCUCAUCAGGAAAAGGUAUUAAAAGAUUUGGAGUCGUACGCAUUUCAGCAAACCCUUUUGAUCUUUGUAUACAACUCAACACCUCUGAGAGCCGAAAAGGGAAAAGGAAACAACAGAAUUCACCGUUUCUCCAACAACCAUUUGUGUAUACAUUUGCUUCGCUGCAGCCAUAAUUGUGUCUCACAUUUUGAGCAUUCCAAUCGGAGAAGAGGCUCUAUUCAUAUAUAAGGAGCGAGCUGGAAGUGGAAUACCAUCUCAAGGAAGAGCUCAUUGAGAAUAAGACUCACUGGAGGUGCACUGUAUUUGAAACCAUUCCCCCAGAGGAUCUGUUAGACCACUGGGAACUCAAACACAGGGCAUACUAUUGACUGAGCAAGAUGAAUACGCUAUGGCUAUCAUCACUGGCCACCGUGCUUGUGAAAGCAAUGGGCCAGCAGCUUGACUUCCAAGGCGUGACACAACCUUCACUGAACCUCGAAUUGUUUAAUGAUGCAGAAUUUGGCAUACUGGGGAACUUUGACUCCAUCACUCCGUAUAGCUAUCUUGGUAUAUCGAAUUUCACCAACCAGAAUGGUUUGCGGAACCAACUAUACUACACAGAAGGUUCGAACGAGCAGUUUAUCACGUUAGGACAAAUCCAUGGAACUGUCUCGAGGAUAUUCCCCUUUUCCAACGAUAGUUUCCUCCUUGUGGGAGACUUUGAGAGUAUAGGAACUAGGAGCACUCCAAGUCCAUCGAUAUACAACGUGACGACGAAUGAAUUCAUACACCUGGGAAACAUCACCGACAUCAACGCAGUUCUGCUCAAUGACGACGAAAGCGUCGUGUAUAUAGGUGGUGAUUUCUCCUUCAACAACUCGUACAGUGCUGCAAUAUAUAACCUGACAUCUGGCAAACUUCAGAGUACCUUGUUUGAUGGGUUUGGUGAUGAUUCUGUUGUGAAUUCCAUAGUGAAAAUUGGCUCAAACAUUGUAUUUGGAGGUCAAUUCAACACCUUGGGACUUCCCGAGCUCAUAUCACAGUCUUUUAACGAGACUAAUAGCACCAUAGAGACUGAUCAGAUUGUGAGUCUACGACAUGCAAAUCUGUCAUCAUCAGAUGGUUCUUCCAACCCUGAAGUUCUUAUAUGUCCAGCCGGUGAAGAAUGGACAGUGAGUGGAAGCUCGGCAACCCUUAACAUUCAACUGCCAUUCACAGUGAUUCCAUCCAAGUUGAGAAUCUAUAACUCUGCGAAUGUGAAUUCUGAAAUUAGCAUGUUUCGUCUAAUCACAUCGCCUACAAAUGGUAUCAUGAACUUGACAUACGUUGAUCCACAGACUGGCGAAUUGAGCUUCUGUGAUGCUUGGUGUCCGCUUCUCUCAAGUAGUGAGCUGGUUUCUGCAUAUGAAGAUAGUGAUAGUAUUGAUCGUGUUGCUGAAUAUGGAGACUCCACUAUCAGUUGGAGUCAAUCCUACCAGGAGUUUGCGUUUGUUAACUCACUUGAUGUUGACCUGUUGAAUUUUCAGGCCUUGGAAUCAUAUGGUGAUGCUAUAGCACUUGCUGGGUUCGAGAUUUACCAAUCCAUAUUCCCAACAUAUGCGUAUGAUGUGCUCAAUGAUCCAUCCUGUGAUUCCACAGUUAGAUACUCGCAGUCCGAACUGACAGGUUCGUGGGAUGUUGUGGGUUCUUACAUGGAAACCACAGUUCAAAUAUCUGAUGAGAUCCCAGACGUUGGCGUGACAUUCCUUCCAAACAUUACAUAUGCCGGCGAUUAUUCGAUACUGAUGUAUACACCGGGAUGUGCUCAGGAUAAUACCUGUGAUACAAGAGGUAUCGUGAAUGUCACUGUUGUUGAUAUUGCGCUUGAUGAAGUAUUGGAAUCACACCUCAUAUAUCAGACUAACCAAGAGGAGAAAUACGAUUCAAUCUUCUAUGGUCAUUUAGACAAUGCUGUUAGAGUUGACAUGGUGUUAUACUCUGCUGUUGCUGGCUCGUCAACGACCGAAGUUACUGUUGUUGCUGAUAGAAUCACCACCAACAUCUUCUCAGCUGAUACUCUUCAGUCAACUAACGGGUCGAUUCCAAUCAAUGGCAUCUUUGAAUACUCUCCAAGCAAUUUUACCAACUUCAAUGCUGCCAACUUAUCAGAGACGAUAUUAGUGGGGAACACUACGCUCAACUCAUUGGGCUCAAACAUAUCUUCGGAUGCCUCAAUCCAGCUAGCACUACUAGAUGAUACUCUUUAUGUUGCUGGUGACUUCCAAUCUGACUAUGGUGAUAAUCUUUUUAGAGUGGAUAUCGAUAGUGAUGAAGAUUUGACUCCAUCCUCCUUCGACGGUGGAUUGAAUGGUCCAGUUCUGAGUCUCACAACUGCUGACAACUACUUGGUUCUUCUGGGUGAAUUUGACAGCAUGAACAACCAGACAGACGUGUCAAUCUUAUCCUCACAGAACGAUUCUCUUAGUGGAUCUGCCUUUUUCAAUGGUGAAUGGUACUCUUUUGGAUCCGACGUUGGUACUUCAUUUGCCUAUCUGAGCCUGUUUGGUGAAGAUUAUUGGCUCUUUGAAAACGAGACCUGGGAUCUUGGAGAGGAAUCUUGGUAUAUAAAUACCAAUUUGUUAUCUUUCAAUUCAACAGCAGCAUCGAGCUCUUCCAAUGUGACGCUGUUUACUGGUUCUUUAGCGACUUCUCAAAAUAAUGGCAACAUGGGUGUAUUGAUGAAUUCUGAUGGAAAUGUUAUGAAUGUUACCAAUGAUACACUCACACACAGCUCAUUCGUAACUGGCCUCUUUAUCAACGAGUCAUUAGCUGCUUAUGGUGGCCAGUUUGUCACUAGUAAUGACAUCUCCAAUCUGAUUCUGGCUACACAAGGCUCCACUGAUGGAUUGGAUAUCAAUUGGGAGGACAACUCGACUGUGACGUCUUUGUUCCAUUACCAAGAUCGGUUGUUCAUCGGCACUCAAGGAUCAGGCUCUGUUGCUCAUAAUGAUUUCGAUGGCUUAUUGAUAUACAACCUCAACAAUGAUACUUUUGAAUCUGCUGGCUCGCUAUCCAACUCGGCAGGAACUGUGGUGGUUAAUGGCCUUGGAAUUUUCAACAACACCUACCUUGUUGUUGGAGGGUCCUUUGAUUCAGCAGAUGGUACCGAUUGUUCUGGAUUCUGUUUCUACAACAUGAAUGAAACCUCUUGGACUCAGCUUAUCUCUGACUUGUCUGGUGCUGUGAAUCACUUCAGGUUUGUGAAUAACACUCUUGUUGCGUGUGGUGAUCUUGAUUUCAACGGCGAGACCCUUCACCUUUUCACGUAUGACUUUAACUUGACUACACAGGAACAGCCUGUGCACUUCAAUGAAGUUGAGCAUUCAGUGAAUACUUUUAUUCUCGUGGAUGAUUCUCUCUCGGGUAGAAUCAUUGUCGCUGGUGAUUCCUUCAUAUCUGCGUUUGAUGGCUCAUCUUGGGUAAACAUCACCGGAGACUUGGAUGGAACCAUUACUGAUAUUGCAUUAUUGGAACUUUCAGAGACAAAUAGUGCAAACGACGGAUCUUAUUUCAACUCAUCUCAAAUUCUGAUGGCGUCCGGUAACUUUACCAUUGGGGAGUAUGGAUAUGCCAAUAUGGCGCUGUUCAAUUCUACAUCGUGGAUUCCAUACGUGGUUGUUACAGCAGGCCAGUCCACAGCUACCGUUAACUCAAUAUACUUGAAUAAGGACAUUUCCAACCUGUUUAUAUCUGGAACCCUCACCAAUUCAACACGCCCAGAAACCACAAGUUCUGCUGUUCCAUCACCAACGUCUUCAACAAGCUCAGAAAGGAACUCAUCAGGUAAGAUGGACAGGGGAUUUAUAGCUCUUGUUGGUCUUGCUUGUGCCGUUGGAACUAUAGGUCUUCUUGGUAGCAUCGGUGCAAUCUUUUUGUUCAGAAAGAGAGAACAAGAAUAUAUGCCUAUCGAACCAAGAGUUAAUGAAACAGAGAUGUUGGAAACAGUUCCACCGGAAAAUCUCUUCAAACAUGUAUGAGUGACCACCUAAUAGUUUCAUUCACCUGUGACAAUAUGUAUGAUGUAUUACUGGACAAUUUCAUAAAACUAAUGCCGAUUCUUUUUUAAUUCUAUAUCAGAUCGUUUUAAGAAUCACAUGGAUAGUUUAU
Williopsis jadinii is the source of this 4150-nucleotide messenger RNA. RefSeq names its product Rax2p (gene RAX2). Gene Ontology annotation, biological process: cellular bud site selection; positive regulation of establishment of bipolar cell polarity regulating cell shape. NCBI's taxonomy places the organism in Eukaryota, Fungi, Ascomycota, Saccharomycetes, Phaffomycetales, Wickerhamomycetaceae. Bases 403 to 4020 code for a protein of 1205 amino acids. The transcript has a single exon. The record is from RefSeq and is a predicted model, not a curated record. Gene Ontology annotation, cellular component: plasma membrane of growing cell tip; cellular bud neck; cellular bud scar.